Molecule: messenger RNA, 12172 nt
Organism: Coregonus sp. 'balchen'
Lineage: Eukaryota; Metazoa; Chordata; Actinopteri; Salmoniformes; Salmonidae
Source: the annotation of a GenBank genome assembly
ACCAAAAAGCUAAUUUUUGUUUUCCUGCAUUCUUACGAUAUAAGAAUUUUGACUUUGUGGCUGUAGUAACUAGUGGAAUUCCUCCGGAGCCGAAUUCGUUACGCCAUUGUACAAUUAGUUUAUUUUUCAGACUUUGGAAACACUUUUCUAGCUCAGUUGUCUGUUCGGUGUUGAAACUAUAGGGAAUCCGGUAGUGAUAAGAGGACGAGCGUGACUGAACAACAGCUGACAUCAUGGCAACGGACUCCUGGGCCCAGGCUGUGGACGAACAAGAAGCCGCGGCAGAAUCGGUAAGCACGAGCCGAACUGCGUUUUGCCGAAAUGUUGGUGCAUGGGCCUAUGCUUCGGAUAGUUAGCUACCUACUGCGUUCUUUGGCUAUCCAUUUUGUUUAAACUUGGCAAUUUACCUAAAUUUAUUGUAAACAAUGAACAUUGUAUGCAUGACUCAGUCUCCCUCAAUCCUAAAACCACUCAACAUCAUGAUGACUAACGCUAGUUAGUUAACCAAGUGAGCUAACAUUCUAACUUGGCUAGCCAGAUCAACUACUAACAAGUGGUUGUUUUGAUGGUAUUGCAUGACGCUACGCUUAUUACACACAAUUUGAUUUCGUACCAGAUUUCAAUUAUUGCUUCUCACGACAUGUCCAUGAGCAUGCCAUCUGUCCAGGGAGCUGAAGAUUCCUAAGUGGCCGGGCAUGCGUGUGUGAAUAGUGGAUAAUGUUUACCCACUCACCGACCUGUCAGUGAACUAGGCUGUCAGUUGUCUGAGUCAAAGUUAGCCCUUCUCAUGACUCCAAUGGGUUCUCGAUAACUAAGUCAAAGCCAGUAAUCGGUCUUUGUUUGUAAUUGAAAGUGUGCAUCUGGCUUGCCCUGAAAUGACAAGUAAUAAUAUAUUAUAAUAUAAUCAAAAUUCCUGCACAUCCCAAAAAACUGUGUUUUUGUUUCCUAGAUUGGUAGCCUGCAAAUCAAAGACAAGCCUGAGGAAAAUGGUAAGAUAAGUUCUCAGCCUCUUAGGCCUAUAAACAUAUUUUCUUUAAAAAUGGAUACUUUGUCCUGAGAAUACAAGCUAACAAGCUAACAAAUAACAUGUUGAACCCACACAGGCACAGCAAGCACGGCAACAACAACCACAGCAGCAGCAGCAAGUGCUUCAACGCCUGCAAAGACAGAAGGAGGCGAGGGAGACAAAACAGGGGAGGAAGACCACAAAGGUGGGCACAACCAAGACAACAGACCAUUACAGCUUGGCCUCACAGAAUACUGUAACUUAUUUAUAGUAGCGUUGAGCUUGCUUCGACAGCAAGCCUGGGUCGCCUUCAAUGAUCAAAUGUUCAUGGAAAUGUUCAAUGUUGUCAAACUGGUGUUGUCAAAGUACUAUUUCAUGACUGCUACAUUCUGACAUCUCUUCUGGUGUAUUUUAUGUUCCUUAGAUGACAAGGCGGCACAAUCGUUGUUGAAUAAGUUGAUACGCAGUAAUCUAGUGAACACAACCAAUCAAGUAGAGGUCCUUCAGCGGGAUCCUAACUCUCCACUCUACUCUGUCAAAUCAUUUGAGGAGCUGCGGCUGUAAGUAAAGCUACAAACAGUCCAGCUAUAAACGGUGAAGAGUGCACAUACAGGGGUUGUGUUCAUUAUGCACCAAAUGGAAGAAAACGGACUGAAAUGGGCAUGGAAUACCUGAACUUGCCUGAAAAAAAUUCAGUUGCGUGUCCUAUAGAACACGACCAAUGUGUUAUGAAUGUGUUUUUCCCAUGGUGCCCUGUCCCCUUUUCUCUCUUUAAAGCUCCAAUGCAGCCAUUUUUUAUCUCUAUCAAAUAAUUUCUGGUUAACAAUUAAGUACCUUACUGUGAUUUGUUUUCAAUUAAAAUGGUAAAAAAGAAGCAAAUAUCUGCUUAGCAAUGAGCAAUUUCUCAAGCAAUAACUUUGUUAGGACUGCCUUGGAGUGGUCUGAGUGAGGGGCCCAACUGAGCUACAUCCCUGCCGGCCAUUCCCUCCCCUACCCUGGGCCAAUUGUACGCCGCCCCAUAGGUCUCCCGGUCACGGCCGGCUACGACAGAGCCUGGAUUGGAACCAGGAUCUCUAGUGCGAUGCAGUGCCUUAAACCACUGCGCCACUCGGGAGACUUCAAACAGCUCUUACACUAAAAGUGCAUUAUCAUUUUCACAAUUUCACAGUUUUAUUCCAACCUCAUAGUGUGGAAAUAAAACACAAGAAAAUCACGUUUUUGACUGCACUGGGCAUUUAAAACUCACUUUGUGUCCUUUUCCCCCCUUCCCGUCCUCACAGUAAACCUCAGCUGCUUCAGGGAGUAUACGCCAUGGGCUUCAACCGCCCCUCCAAAAUCCAAGAGAACGCUUUACCCAUGAUGCUCGCAGAACCGUGAGUUUACAGUGAGCUUCCUCUAGAUUUGAGUUAAAACAUGAGAUCACUACCAAGAGUCUACCUCCCUAUAAUUCCAUCCUCACUCUCUAUCUUGCUCUUCCCCAUUUCAUUAAUUUUCAUUUAACUUCUCUGCAUGGCCAUUAAACGAUCGUCAAGCUCUCUCAUGCCUCUCUCCUGGCGACUUCUCUCUCUUUGUUGAUCUGUCCCGUGCUCUCGCGGCUGCCAGCCCACAGAACCUGAUAGCCCAGUCUCAGUCGGGGACGGGGAAGACGGCUGCCUUCGUCCUGGCCAUGCUCAGUCACGUCGACCCCAACAACAAGUUUCCUCAGGUGAGUCUGACCUCUGAACCCUGACCCUUGACCUCUCUGGGUUAUAUUCAUUAGGACACAUAGAAAACGUGUUUGCUUGUUUUUUAAAAUCCAGUUCCAGGUAGUACCUCCAAACGUGCCUAAUGAACAUGACCCAGGUGUAAAGGGGCACGACUGCGUGGGUAGUGUCUCCAUUGUUCAUAGUGGCAUAUUUUGGGCAUUAGCAGGUGAGAUGUCUAAUACCACUUUUAUCUAACACCUUCCUCUCUCCCACAGUGUCUGUGUGUGUCUCCCACUUAUGAGCUGGCCCUGCAGACAGGGAAGGUCAUUGAGCAGAUGGGGAAGUACUACUCAGAGGUCAAACUAGUCUACGCCAUCAGAGGAAACAAAUGUAAGUCUACUACUUAGUCCUUAACUGUCUCUUAACUAGGGUUGCAAUGUCCUCUUAAAACUGCACAAAUGCAAAGUCAAGGACAGGAAAAGUCGAGGACUGGGGGAAAUUUAUUUUAAACUGGCAGAGUAAUUACACAUGUAAAAUUGUUUUGCAUCACCAUGAUGCUCAGCAUGUCUAGUGUUAACUGAUUUUACAAACAGCCUGUGUAAGAGUAGGGUAAACACUGGUAUGACUAUUUUCUUCACACUGUACUGAGCUGACCUAGUUACUCAUCCACCAGAAUUGCCGGAACGGUGCUGAAAAGGACAAUGUGAAAAUUAACUAGAUGGUAAUUUUACAUGAAGUACAAUUAGUGGGACUUGUUUUAACUCUUAACAAGUAUUUUUGUGGUAGUGGUAGAAGUUUAAAAAAUGUUACUUUACUAUUUAAAGCAAAGCAGUUACAUAUAGUCCAAGUUAAAUUUAGUAAAAUAAUUGAACUGAUUACUUUGAUAGACCACUAUAUCAACCAUUAUAUUACUUUGGAUUGUGGGGCAGUUUCUAAACUACAGUUGUUGCAUGUUAAAACUAAAAGAAGAAAGACAUAAGACAAAGCGAUCUGUCAGAAGAUGGAAAUUAAAAGCAGGAUCAUGUGGACAACACUUUUAGGAAAGCAAAGCAACUCUGAAUCGUUCAUGCUGUGUAAAACGUUCAGUGUAAAGAAAGUUUGAUUUCAGUUGAAUAAUGAUGCAAUGAUUAGAACGUUUUAGGCUAUUAUUUGGGGAGAGAAAUAUGAUGGUGCAUUUAGUGAUGACGGCUCAUUACAAUUAUUUUUAUGGUAGUUGGAACUAUGUAGAAUAGGUUUGUAUGUAGACCUACUGAUAGCUAGCUGUAGUUCUACGUAAUAAAUCAACUUUUUAGGCUACCAUUGAUCACUGGAAAGUACAUUCCUAAAGUGAAUGUGGUGUGUUUGCUAGCUUGUUUGAAAGUAUGUAUGGUUUUGAAAUCUGCUAUAAUAAUGGUAGUGCCUGCAGUACUAAUGGUGGUGACUGGUUAUAGUUGGAAAAGUAGGUAGAUGAAAAGGUAGGAUAGCCUGAAUAUUUGAAAGUUGGUUUGGUGUCUCUAGCUUGAACGGUUCAAGAGUUACUGUUGGUGAGUUAUAUUAUGCUAAUUCACAUUUACAUAUGCUAAUUUACAUUUGAAUUUAGGAUAGCCUGAGCAUGUGAACGUUGGUUUGGUUUCUUUUUAUCUUGAAUGCUUCAAGAAUGACUGAUGGUCAGUUAUUUCAUACAAAUGUAUGCACAUUUAUAUAGUUAUAGUUGAUAAGUGUUAAAGAAUUUGAAGUUAGGAUAGUCUGAACAUGUUGGUUUGGUGUCUCUAGCUUGAACGGUUCAAGAAUUACUGUUGGUGAGUUGUUUUAUGCAAAUGUGGGCACAUUUAUUUAGUUAUAGUUUAUAAAAGUGUUAAAGAAUUUGAAAGCCUGAAUGCAUUGGUGGUCGGUGCCGUUUAAGAUGAGGGAAGAUGAUUAUUUGUUAUUAUGAACAUGGCCUUAUUUCUAUUACAGCAUAUUGGAUGACUGUCAUUCAUAUUCCAUUCACCCAGUUCAAUGUAACAUCGAUCGGUUUAGACUACUACAGUAUACUCGAGAUAAAAAUUUGAGGUGAUAGACACAUGGAUGGACAGUGACGUAUUCAAUACCUCCUUGCACACUCUUGCCUGCAUCUAGCUGAUCUAGGGUGUAAUCAUUAGUCCAACAGUUGCAAACAAUAGUUUUUAUUGGACAAAUUCAGGUAUGUUUAUCCCCGUUUUGUUCCGUUUGCUUCUGUUUAAGAAAAGUUUUUUUCAACAGAAUCGGCAGAAUGAAUACAACCCUGAUCACAUGUGAACAUAGUUCACUUUCAUAGCUACGCACUCUCCUCCUCUCACCUUUUCCCUUCGAUUGUGGACUUCAAUGCACAACACAUCAGCUGUAUGUGACCAGGCAAAAAAUACUUUCCUAGCCAAAUCAUAUCAUAACCGCUACACAUAGCCUACAUCGUUGUCACCACAUUAGCUAAAGUAAGGUCAUAGUCAACAUAGCUAAUAGAACUAACGCGUUAGUAAACCCGCUACAAUCAUGCAGUACAGUGUACAGUCAGUAAGCAGUUUAGCAGUUACACCGGUGGGCCCCGGUGCUAAUAGAUUAGGACAACCAAAAGCUUACCUUGACUUGGAAGAGGACCAGUGUUGUGUAGGAUAGUCAUAGCCAGCUAGCUAACAUAGUAUCCCUCUGUUUGGGUACGCUAAACUAGCUAACUGCAUUUGCUAGCUAAGUGAAAGUGGGGGGAAAAUGACGAGAUAUCUCUAUCUCUCUCUUGCUUCUCCUUCAUUUUUGAAUAAAUUAAUUUGUUAACUGUUCAACUAUUGUAUUUCUCUCUUUGAGUCAACUACUCGCCACAUUUUAUGCAAAUAGAAUCAAAUCAAAUUGUAUUGGUCACAUACACAUAUUUAGCAGAUGUUAUUGCGGGUGUAGCGAAAUGCUUGUGUUCCUAGCUCCAACAGUGCAGUAGUAUCUAACAAUACACAAAACUAAAAGUUAAAGAAUGGAAUUAAGAAAUAUAUAAAUAUCAGGACGAGCAAUGUUGGAGUGGCAUUGACUAAAAUACAGUAGAAUAGAAGACAGUAUAUACAUAUGAGAUGAGCAAAGCGGUAUGUAAACAUUAUUAAAGUGACUAGUGUUCCAUUAUUAAAGUGGCCAAUGAUUCCAUGUCUAUGUAUAUAGGGCAGCAGCCUCUAAGGUGCAGGGUUGAGUAGCCGGCUAGUGAUGGCUAUUUAACAGUCGGAUGGCCUUGAGAUAGAAGCUGUUUUUCAGUCUCUCAGUCCCAGCUUUGAUGCACCUGUACUGACCUUGCCUUCUGGAUGAUAGAGGGGUGAACAGGCCGUGGCUCGGGUGGUUGAUGUCCUUGAUGAUCUUUUUGGCCUUCCUGUGACAUCGGGUGCUGUAGGUGUCCUGGAGAGCAGACAGUGCCAAGAGUGUGCAAAGCUGUCAUCAAGGCAAAGGGUGGCUAUUUGAAGAAUCUCAAAUAUGAAAUAUAUUUUGAUUUGUUUAACACUUUUUUGGUUACUACAUUAUUCCAUACGUGUUAUUUCAUAGUUUUGAUGUUUUCACUAUUAUUCUACAAUGUAAAAAAUAAAAAUACAGAAAAACCCUUGAAUGAGUAGGUGUGUCCAGACUUUUGACUGGUGGUGUACCUGUAAAGCCUCCCCUAACCCGUACGACGCUGGGCCAAUUGUGCGCUGCCCUAUGGGACUCCCGAUCACAGCCGGUUGCGAUACAGCCCGGGAUCGAACCCGGGUCUGUAGUGAUGCCUCUAGCACCGCGAUGCAGUGCCUUAGACCCCUGCGCUACUCGGGAGGUGCAGCGGUCUCUCUCUCGAAGCAACGCCCACCUCUACUAGUGCCCCGUCUAAUCCAAUCGCGUGGUUAUAUGCAAAUACAAGAAGCUGCGUCUUACCAGUAUCUUUGUUAAUAUAGCUUGUUAAAAAUAGAAGGAAGUUGACUCUGAAAACCGUAUAUUCAACGACGAGUGGACGCAACAAUAUGUAUUCAUUCUCCCCGCAACUAGCACAAAACCAAUGUGCCUGAUAUGCACCAAGUCCUUCACUCUCAUGAAAAGUGCCAACGUUAAACGCCGUUAUGACACCAGACAUAGUAAAUUCGAUCAGAUGUAUCCCCUGAACAAACAAGAUUAACCAACUCAAAUCCCAAUAUCCACCAAAGUCCUUGUCAAUUCCCUGACAGCCCAACAACGUGCAAUGGAGUGUUCACUAAGGAUAGCUUGGGUUUUGGGAAAACACAAAAAAACUUUGUCAGAUGGUAAAAGAAUGCAUGUGUGAAGUUGCUGACACCUUGCUUGAAGGUAAACCAAAAGAUGAGCUCAGGGGAAAGGAUCAAACAGAUCCCACUGUCAUAUUCCACAGCAAUGAGAACUGAAAUAUUAGCUGAAGAUUUUACUUAACAACUUGAUGAGGCCAUUCAGAAUGCACCAUGCAUUUCAUUAGCUGUGGAUGAAUCCACAGAUAAUGCCCAGCUUCUGGUGUUUGUCAGAUUUUAUAACGAAACAAAGAAGGGAUUCUGUGAGGAGCUGUUGGGCUUAACACAUCUAGAAGCACACACACGGGGAGAGGAUAUCCUGACAAAAAGGGAUGCUGACAAAAAGGGGAAUAGAUCUGAAGUCCGUGGUCUCCAUCACCACAGAUGGAGCUCCAGCCAUGAUAGGAAGAGGGAGGGGACUGGUUGCACGUUUGAAAGAGGACCACCCUGACCUGACAUCACUGCAUCAUCCAUCAAUCUGUCCUAUGUGCCAGUCUGGGAAAAUAGUAUUCUGAGGUCAUGACGAUGAUGAAACUGAUCAACUUUUUGAGAGCAACAUCAUCCCGACAACACCGCCUGCCUGAUAUGAGGCAUUCUGACAGAGGCCAAUGCCAGUUUUGAGGACUUAAUACUGCACAACAAUGUCAGAUGGCUCAGCAAAGGCAGGGUUUUGGAAUGCUUUUGGGCCAUUCGGGAGGAAAUAAAAGCUUUCUUAUCAGAACAAAAGAGUGAUAAGGCAACUCAGUUUUCUGAGUUUUUGGAAGAUGAGGAGAAUAUGGAAACAGUAGCAUUUUUGACAGACAUUACAUCGCACCUUAAUCAACUGAAUGUUAAUCUGCAGGGACGGGACAACACAGUGUGUGGUAUGAUAACAGCAGUCCGGGCUUUCCAGAAGAAAUUUGAGCUUUUCAAGAAUGAUCAUGGAGAACUUGUCCACUUCCCCAAUCUUCUGGUGCAAAUGCAGGGAGACAUAGAUGUUCCCAACCAUGUUGAUUUCAUCCAGAAGCUGAUGGAUAACUUCAAGGCUCGCUUUGAUGACUUCACUGUUGGAAGAUAACUGCUGCUGCUCAUCCAAAACCCCUUCUUGGUCACAAAUGUGACAAAGUUGUCAGAAGAAGCAAAACAGAUCUUCAGAUGGGUAGAUGUUGCAUCACUGCAAAUGGAGUUAAUUGAGCUGCAAGAAAAUGUGGCUUUGAAGGAGCAGGCUGGUGAUUUGUGACCCUGUCACUUUCUGGGGAAAGAUGGUGCCUGCAGCUGAUGUCCCUUUUCUCAAGAAACUGGUACAAUACAUCCUGACCAUGUUUGGCUCCACAUACAGCUGUGAAUCAGCCUUAUCCACAAUGAACUUUAUUAAAAACAAAUACCGCACCAGGCUCACCAAUGAACACUUGCACCAGUGUCUCAGAGUUUCUCUCACAUAAUUUGUGCCAAAAUUCAAAGCAUUGGCAAGGCCCAGAGUGACUUAUACAUGCAUAUUGCAUGGCCCACAGUGACGUUCUGUGCCUUCAGAUUAUUAUUUUUCUUCAACCCUCCUUUGCUCUCCAGAAAACAUGCACUUGAUUUUAUUUAAAUGUUUUUUUUUUAAUUCAAGGCCCAUUCACAGUGCACUUUUUUGCAUAGACUGUUAUGCAACUUUUAUUCUUCAGCAAUGUUGAUGCAAUGUUGCACAUGUUUACAUUCAAAAGAAAGUUGUAAUUAAUUGAAAUUCUUAGUCUCAUUUAAUGUACAUUUUAUAUAACAUGUUUCCUAAGUCGUAGACGACUGGGUUUGUUACUACGCUGUACCACAGCGCCGAUAAAGGCCGAAAUCCAUCCGGACCUUUGCCACCUAGGAAAUGUGUGUCAGUGGAACUUCUCAAAUAGUAGUUGAGUACCCCUGCUUUACAAUGUUGAAAAAAGUCCCAUUUUAAAGUGAAUGGAUGGACAAAAAGAAAGACAAAGUAUAAAAGAUGUUUAAAAAAAAUUUAUGCAAGCAACCUAAUCCAGAUCAGUCUACACGUUCUAAAGGUUGAAUGGCGUUUCUAGCUUGGAACAGUGUAAGAUGAGUAGCAGGCAGAAGAAGAAUAAGAAGUAUGACGAAGAUCUAAAGUCGGGACUUUUGCUUCGCAGGUCUCACCUAAAUAUCAGACCCACAGUUUGGUUUGGGUCAGCACUAUAGCGUGAAAAGGGUAAUAAUCUCUCUCUUCCUCUCCCCCCAGUGCAGAGAGGCACGCAGCUCCAGGAGCAGGUAGUGAUUGGGACGCCAGGCACCAUGCUGGACUGGUGUCUGAAGUUUAAAUUCAUCGACCCCAAGAAUAUUAAAGUGUUUGUCCUGGAUGAGGCUGAUGUUAUGAUUGCUACACAGGGACACCAGGACCAGAGCAUACGCAUUCAAAGGUACACACACACACACACACAGAUCCCCUCUGCCCUCUGUGUUUAAGGAUAUUGCCUAAAAAAAACACAUGCCACACUGACCCCUUUUCCCCCUCUCUCUCGCUCUGUAUUUUAGGAUGCUACCCAAACAGUGUCAGAUGCUCCUGUUCUCUGCCACGUUUGAGGAGACUGUGUGGAACUUUGCCCAGCGCAUCGUCCCAGAACCCAACAUCAUCAAGCUGAAGAGGGAAGAGGAGACGCUGGACACCAUCAAGCAGUACUACGUCCUCUGUAACAGCAAAGAGGAGAAGUUCAUGGCCCUCUGCAACAUCUACGGAGCCAUCACCAUUGCUCAGGCCAUGAUCUUCUGUCAUGUGAGUUAGAGGAGUUAUUCAGGGCAAGUAAUCUGGAUGUUUGCAGGUGCAGAAUCACUAAUCAUGAUCAUAUAAUGAGUAGUUAUUUGGGAAGCAAGGUGAUUUGUAGAUCAGUGAUUCUGAGCUGUCUGACUGCAGUGUAGUCGAUCUCAAUAUAUUUUAUUUAUUCACAGAUAAGAGAUGUGAAAUAUCAGGACAUUUUCAAAUCCCAACUGCCAAGCCUUAAAUCUGAACAUUUUAAUAGAUGUAAGCAGUAUGACAAAAAAGGCCUGUUACCAUAUUGCUUAAAACUAUUUGAUCAUCUCAGAUCUACACAAGGGGCUAGGGGAGCGGUUUCAAGUGGGUAGGGGGUUGAUUUAGGAUGUGGUGUUCCUCUCAGACAGUAUAUUUUAUCCCCCUUCUCUGUCCCCAUUCUCCCUCAGACAAGGAAGACGGCGGGCUGGCUGGCAGGUGAGCUGUCCCGGGAGGGACACCAGGUGGCGCUGCUCAGUGGGGAGAUGCAGGUGGAGCAGAGAGCUGCUGUCAUCGACCGCUUCAGAGAAGGAAAGGAGAAGGUCCUGGUCACCACCAACGUCUGCGCCAGAGGUAACUCAACCAACCAUACUAACAGGAGCUUUGAAUACAUUUUAAUUGAAUUGAAUGAACUGUAUUGACCCCAGUGGAAAUUGUCUACAGUAUAGGACUCACUCAGGGACAAUACACACAGACAUGCAUCAGAACACACAGACCUGAGAGCUCUUCUAGAGAAAUACUUUUAGUUAAGGUAGUCAUACAAGAACAACUCUGUGACUACUGCACAUGGCUGUAGUAGACUGAUACAUUACACAGGUAUAUCUCUACUUGGAAAACUAUUGAAUACACUACCUUUUAAAAUGUUCUGUCCAUCCACCCGUUCUCAUCUGUCUGUUUCUGACCUCUGACCCUCCCUUCAGGUAUCGACGUGGAGCAGGUUUCCGUGGUGAUAAACUUUGACCUGCCGGUGGACAGAGACGGUAACCCAGACAAUGAGACAUACCUGCACCGGAUUGGCCGCACGGGUCGUUUUGGGAAGAGGGGAUUGGCCAUCAACAUGGUGGACAGCAAGUUCAGCAUGAACGUCCUCAACAAGAUCCAGGAUCACUUCAGUAAGUCACGAUGGAAAUGUUAUGUUGUGCAAUAUUUCUCUACAUGAUUUUCUGCAUGCUAUAUGACACAGAAAUAAUUAUCAUAAUCGCCAACCAAGAACAAAAUAACAAAACUUCCAAAGUAGUCUAAUGUCCAGUGUAGAGAUUUAUCCAGAUAACUAGUCAUCCUUUUUCUUUUAAGGUAUAUGUUUUUCCAUGAGACUAUAGUCUUUAGAAUGACCUAAUCCUUAUUUCCCAUCAUCCACAGAUAAGAAAAUUGAGAAGCUGGACACAGAAGAUCUGGAUGAGAUUGAAAAAAUCGCCAGCUGAAGAGAGUCUGUACGUCUACAACCUGACUGCUCUAGCCUCAGCCCCCUUCUUACCUUCCACACCAAGCCCCUCAGAUUCCUCCGCCCCCCAAACCCCCACGGACUGUACUCCUACAGUGUUUUAGAUUUGUAUUUUUGCGUCGGAGAGAAGAGUAAAGCCACAAACACAGCUAUAAUGUUUACAUGUGGUGGAAAUGUUUUAUAUCUCUGAUAUUUUAAUAAGUCUCUGAAAUGUACCGGUUUCACUCUUUGUACUUUCUUAAUGAGUAAAGUCUGUAAUAUUAGGUUAUAAUUAUUUUAUGUCUAAGUGUGCAUUGUAAUGGCAUGAUACAUUGGUAGGUUUGGAGCACAAUGGAUUGAGCUUAUGAAAAACAUUUAUUUAUGCAAAUUAAUUUUACUAAUAGUACCGGUAUCUUCCCUGCUCAAGCAUUUAUUUUGGUGGAGUGGAAACAAGCGCUCUCAUUUUACAUCGAUUUUUGUAUAAAGGCCCAGUGCAGUCAAAGAUGUGAUUUUCCUGUGUUUUAUUUUUCCACCCUGAGGUUGGAAUAAUACUGUAAAAUUGUGAAAAUGAUAAUGCCUUUUAAGUGUAAGAGCCGUUUGAAAAGACUACAUGAAAUUUCAGCCUGUUUUUGUGGGAGGAAGUUUUCACCAUAUGGCAAAUUAGUUAAUAGACCAAUAAGAAAGAGUUCCAAACCUCUCUGCCAAUAACAGAUAAUUAUUGGGGGCCAGGACUGAGUUUGGGGAACCCUGACUCAGACCACUCCCAGACAGUCGUAGCAAAAUUCUUGAUUGAGAAAUUGCCCUUUGCUAAGAAGCUAUUUUUGUUUCUUUUUGAUCAUUUUAAUUGAAAACAAUCACACUAAGGUACUUAAUUGUUAACUAGAAAUGAUUUGAUAUUAGGGUAAACAGCUGCAUUGGACCUUUAACCCAGUCCCUGAUCACCAACAUGAAUGAGAUUUCCAGGGAAGCAUAGUGCAUAAUCAGGAACAUUUGUUGAAUGCUUUAAGAUUUUUGUUAUAUGUGAAUGCUUUGCAAUGAAUACAAGAAUUCUGAUAAGUAGUACAAAGAGUGAAAUAAUGUAUUGUUUUGAGAGGUUUU